Paramisgurnus dabryanus is the source of this 2555-nucleotide messenger RNA. It is a transcript of the gene rtn4r, whose product is annotated as reticulon 4 receptor. Gene Ontology annotation, cellular component: plasma membrane; external side of plasma membrane. Gene Ontology annotation, molecular function: protein binding; ganglioside GT1b binding; ganglioside GM1 binding. Lineage: Eukaryota; Metazoa; Chordata; Actinopteri; Cypriniformes; Cobitidae. The record is from RefSeq and is a predicted model, not a curated record. Gene Ontology annotation, biological process: positive regulation of Rho protein signal transduction.
CGGCGCCACAGCCUCUUUCCGUGUCUUCUGCGCGACUGAUCGGACGCUUGGAUCACUGGAAUACCUGAAGCUGGAAAUCGCCUUUUUGGAUUCAUCCCGACUGUAAUUGUAUUCCUUUUCCUCUAACUGUUUGAGCUCUUGGCAACCCUCCGGGCUUGUUUGCGAUUCACGCUGAUCUUUGAGUUUGGAUUUUGUACUGCUCCACACAUUCCCAAAUGACCGAGAGAGGGAUCAACGGGGGACUUUGUUCUCCGUCCCGCGCCUGUACGGCGACCGUCGGGUAAAGUUUGAACAACAAGGAUGAUGGUUCGUUUUCCUUGAGGUUCGCAAAAUUGUUUAUUCAUUUACGACGACGUGGGAAACACCGUCUUCUUCGAUCCAACCUUCUACAACCUUAUUCUGGGAUUAUAUUUUCUGGAUUUACUUAUAAACAUGAAGGCUUUUAUUGUCGAGGGUGGUCGCAUCCUUUGCCUGGUGUUAUGGCUUAACCUGGUGCCAGUGAUGAAUGGCUGCCCGGCAAAAUGCGAGUGCCGCAGUGAGCCGAGGCUGACCAUGGCCUGUCAACAGCAGGGUCUGUUCUCCAUUCCCACAGAGAUCCCCGUCCGCAGCCAGCGGAUAUUCCUUCAGAGCAACAAACUGACAGUGGUUCGAUCGACUAGCUUUAGUUCUGUACACAAUCUUACGGUCCUGUGGAUGUACUCGAAUAAUAUCAGCCAUAUCGAAGCGGGGGCCUUUUACGGGUUGGAGAGACUGGAAGAGUUGGACAUCGGUGACAACAGCAACCUUCAGAUCAUAAGUCCCACUGCGUUUCGGGGUCUGACCAAGCUGCACACCCUUCACCUGCACCGGUGCGGACUGUCCGAGCUCCCAGUUGGAGUUUUCAGAGGACUGUUCUCUCUUCAGCAUCUGUACCUGCAGGAUAACAACCUUCUAGCCCUGCACGAAGACACUUUCAUGGACCUGGCUAACCUCACCUACCUAUUCUUACACAACAACAAGAUCAAGGUCGUGACCGAUCACAUGUUGCGAGGCCUGAUCAACCUUGAUCGUCUGCUCUUGCAUCAGAAUCGCAUUGUGCACGUGCAGCAGCGGGCUUUUAAUGACCUUGGCAAGUUGACCACCUUGUUUCUCUUUUACAACAACCUCACCAUGUUGACAGCGGAGGCCAUGAAUCCCCUAGUGUCCCUCCAGUAUCUAAGGCUCAACGGAAACCAGUGGAUUUGUGACUGUAGAGCUAGGCCGUUGUGGGACUGGUUCAAACGCUUCAAAGGUUCCAGCUCUGAGCUGGAAUGCCACCUACCUACAACUUUGACCGGUAAAGACCUAAAACGACUUAAGAACGAUGACCUGGAGGGUUGUGUGGAUGCUCCUUCCCAGGUCCAAACCAGCAUCUUUAACACCAAGGCCCGUUCUGGAAAGUUCCUCUCAUUCGACGACCCCCUCGUAGAAAGCAUUCCCAGAUGUUGUCUUUCGGAUAAUGACAAAUCUUCUAUUAUCUCAAGCAAAACCCACCCUGAUCCUUCAUCCUACAACAGCCGUCAGAUCACCAACAAUCCCUUGAAAGAGAAGGAGAACAUUUCCAAGACCAAGUUUCGAGAGGGUGAGCGAACAAAAAAUGACACUCGUAGUAAGCAAAGUCUCAACGAUGGUCCUUUGGGAACCCUUUCCAACAACCUUGACCAGUCCUUGGACAAAAUGAACCCAGAGCUGCUGGACAAUCUGGAACCUUCUAUAGCGCCAUCCAGAAAGAAAAAGAAGUGCUCCAAAAAGCCCAAAUCAGACCAGUCAUGUUUAAAAGGUCAUGGAUCCACCAUCGAAGUGUUGGGCCUUCUUUUAAUCCCCAUGGUUUGGUUUUCCAUGGACUUCUCCUAGUUUAAACACUCGUCCAUCCGUUUGCUCUUGACAAUGACACAAAAUACCUGCAGUAGCCUAUGUGGACAGGCCAAGACUAAGGAAAGGGGGUUACAAGGUUACCCCGCAUGGUUGAGAGAAAAAAGUUGCAAAAGCUAAAGACGUGUUACCAGAAAUGAAUGCCUUUACACAAUACAGAACAAGAGAUCUAAUGUAUAUAAAACUUGGUGCCCAAAUGUUUGUUCUAUGUACUUUUAAUGUGCUGUGUUUAAGCAACACUGCGGAGAGUCCCUAUUCCCAUCACUUCAAACGAUCAGAAAUUGACUAUUGUAGAUGAACCACUAAAAAAAAAAUCCCUAAUCCAUGACUAAAGCAGAACGCAUCCAGGAAUGUUGCCGAUUUGAAACCAAGGGGAGUGUCAUGAUUUUAUUCCAAAAUUUGUUUUUCUUUCAAAAGUGAUACAUUUGUUCUAUGCUGUUUUUUAUGUUUAUAAGUAUUUCAGUAAUGACAAAUGUUUAACUCUCCCCAAAUAUGUGCUACAUUCUGUUUGCAUCCCGACACAAACUACAGGUGGCAUCUUUGGAGGGAAUGCUGUCUAGUUGUUCACUGAAAUUGCAAUGGCAUCAUAGAUAUGCAUUUUAUUUUGCUGGUGUACAAGCAUAAAUAUGAAAAAUAAAAUAUCUCUUUUUUUAAUAAAUGGCUUA